Molecule: messenger RNA, 261 nt
Organism: Trichomycterus rosablanca
Lineage: Eukaryota; Metazoa; Chordata; Actinopteri; Siluriformes; Trichomycteridae
Product: cystatin-like
Exons: 2
Coding region: 1-261 (86 amino acids)
Cellular component (GO): cytoplasm; vesicle
Molecular function (GO): cysteine-type endopeptidase inhibitor activity
Source: RefSeq, a predicted model, not a curated record
AUGAUUUGUAGGGUUGUUGCUGCUCUCUUGGUGGUCUCUGUGGCCAUAGCAUCUGCUGGUCCUGUCGGCGUUCCACAAAAUGCAGACAUCAACAGUCAAGAUCUUCAGGAUGCCUUGAAAUUUGCAGUGCAACAGUACAACAAAGUCAACCAAGAUGAGUACCUGAGUCAGGUUUUGAAAGUUGUUUCUGGUAUGAAGUACAUCUUUACUGUUGAGAUGGUUAGAACUUCCUGCAAAAAAGGUAAAACUGGAUCCAGCUAA